AUGGUCGCCAUCAUUCAACAAGUUCUGUCGCUAUUUACCGUCCUGGCAAUAUUUUCGGUCGCCGUGCACGCUGCUCCUCCGGUUUUUGAGGAACAAAUGCAUUACGAGGCCGAAAUUAACCAACUGAGGCGCCAUGAGGCCCAAGAUAAACCGUUCGAAAUCACGGCUCGUAACUUUUGGGCAGACGUCCCCGAUUUUGUGCCAAAAGCCUUAAGGCUUGCGGAGGGUGGUUCGUACGAGGUUGGGCAUUAUAUACCUAGGUCAGGCCCUAGGGGUCUUUUCAGGACCGUUCCAGCCAAAAAGGAAGUUUUCUUCUACAGUCUAAUCCAGCCCGAGGAUUCUCUUGGGAGAGAAAUGCAUCUCGAAUCCGACAACGUGGCCACCGUGCAUUGGAAACAUGAUCAAACACACGGCGUGCAUAUCCUAAGUAUGGACAAGAUCAAACGACAGCCCAUAAAUUGGGUUUUAGAGCCGCUGCAAGAGAUCCUAUCCCGCCACUGGUAA
Ustilago hordei is the source of this 504-nucleotide messenger RNA. RefSeq lists its product as uncharacterized. Lineage: Eukaryota; Fungi; Basidiomycota; Ustilaginomycetes; Ustilaginales; Ustilaginaceae. The transcript has a single exon. The record is from RefSeq and is a predicted model, not a curated record. Bases 1 to 504 code for a protein of 167 amino acids.